Messenger RNA from Styela clava, 1475 nucleotides. The record is from RefSeq and is a predicted model, not a curated record. Lineage: Eukaryota; Metazoa; Chordata; Ascidiacea; Stolidobranchia; Styelidae.
UUGGGGGGAACAACAGCAAUAAUACAACCUGAGCGUUUGUUUAUAAAAAACUAAAAUUAAUUGCUCUCAGACUUAUAAACUUGACUGAAUCAUGGAAAGCAAUCGGAAGGCAGGAACCUCUGAUAAUGGAUGGCUGUUUAAAUGGUAGUGCGCGAUGGGAUUCCUUGGACUGGCUAAAGAGCAUUACAAAGUUACCGGUGGUCGUCAAAGGAAUAUUAACAGAGGAAAUGGCCCUUGAAGCACUCAAACACAACGUUCAUGGAAUAAUUGUUUCAAAUCACGGAGGAAGGCAGAUAGACAGUACUUUUUCAACAAUUGAUUCGCUACCAGAAGUAGUGAAAGCAGUGAAUGGUAGAUGUGAUGUUUACUUGGAUGGUGGAAUUCGUAAAGGAACAGACGUCGCAAAAGCAAUUGCUUUGGGUGCUAAAGCUGUUUUUGUAGGAAGGCCAAUAAUUUGGGGACUAGCGUGUGAUGGAAAGACAGGAGCACAGCGAGUGUUGGAAAUUUUAAGAGAUGAAUUUACUUCAACUAUGCAACAACUCGGUGUAACGUCAAUCAAAGAACUACAAUCGACUCCUAAUUUAGUCGUCCACGAGUCUUUUGUACUUCGGAACAAGUAGAAUGGAGAGAUAUGAAGCAACAUAACUUCUGGCAUAGAUUUUUUCAUUUCUCUGGAAUAGUGCUGUUAAAAUGCUUUAUCGGUUUUCCGCUCGUUUGAACCUUAACAUAGUAUAUAUCAAACCAUCGUACUGGAGCUUGCAGCUAUUUAUAAAUUAUCGGUCUGUGAGCUGAUGGACAAAUAUGACAAUAAUUGUCUACAUAUUGCAUUUGAUGGUUAUUUUAUCGAACAACACAAAAUAAGCCUACAGCCAUUCUUUCUUUUUACCACGUUUGUUACAAUCCAAAAUUGUUUUGGAUACAAGAGAGUAAAAAUGUGAAACGAUAUGACAAGUGCGUUAAAGAGCAGGCCUCAUCAGCUGCCUUCAAAGCAGAGUUUAUAAAAAAAAAUUGUGAAAAUAUAUUCUGUGACUACCCCGGCCACAACCACCUUUUUGAAGCUUUUCAAAGAUCAUGAAUGUGACACAUUAUCAACUUUUGAGUUAGUACUAGUUAGUAAUUUUUAAUACUAGCAACGGAGAGUACCGGUAUUGAUUCACAGAGGUUGUGUUUUGUGCUGUUCAUCUCCAAUUAUAACUGAUUGAUGAUCUCCGUUACUAAUAUUUUAAAACUUUUACAUUUCGUCACAUUUAUUUACAUUUUUUGCUCUGUUCGUACUUGUUAAUUUUCAGCCUACAUACACUCUUGACAAGUCAGAUAUUUCAUUGAAUAAUGAUCAUUUAUAUACAGAAAAUAUUUGUAAACUGCUGUCUACUGGUCUAUAUAAUAUCAUACUAAAUCUUGUAUAAAGGCCGUUCGUCCGGAUGAUGAAUAAGUUGCUAAUAUCCGGAAAGUUGCUAAUAUCGCAUUAUUGAUUA